AUGCAAGCUCUCAAGCUUUUCUCUAUCACUUCGGGUUUGGUACCUAAUAAUGCCAAAUCUGCAGUGUAUUGUAGUGGUAUGGAUGAAAAUGAAAUUAGAAGGGUGCUUGACAUGUCAGGGUUUACAAAGCAAAAUGAGCCUUUCAAGUAUCUUGGAGUGCCCAUCUGUGCUAGGAAGAUAUCGGCUUCUAACUGUAGCAGUCUGGUUCAGAAAAUGGUAACAAGAAUUAGGAUUUGGAGCUCGAGGCACCUGUCCUUUGCAGGGAGAUUAGUGCUGAUUAAAUCGGGUCUUCUCUCCAUACACAUCUAUUGGUGUCAGAUUAUGUUCCUCCUUAAGCAAAUCAUUAAGGAGCUUGAAGCAAUAUGUAGGAGCUUCUUAUGGACAGGGAAAAGCUUGAUGAACGGAGCUGGGGCUGUAGCUUGGGAAAAGGUGUGCUGCCCAAAGAAAACAGGGGGUUUGGGGCAGAUGUACAUUCCUCACUGGAAUGCAGCAGCUAUGGUGAAGCAUGUGUGGGCAAUAGAGAAAAAGAAGGACAAUUUGUGGGUGAAAUGGAUUCAUAGUGUGUAUAUCAAACAGGAAUCGUGGUGGGAUUAUAAAGUACCUUUGAAUGCAAGUUGGUAUUGGAGGAAAAUGGUUGAGCUUAAAGACAAAAUCAGAAAUUCUGCUCAACAAAGUGACUUCUCAGCACAUGAAUAUCAGAUCGGGGUGGGUCAAGCAUGGUUUGCUCAAGAGUUCGAAAAGGUAUCUUGGUGUAAUGAAGUGUGGUCUAGAUUGAAUACACCGAAACAUAGUUUUGUGCUAUGGUUAGCUAUGAUGAAUAGGCUCAAGACCAAAGAUAGGCUAUACAAACAUGGAGUGAUUGAAACUGAUAAUUGCAUACUAUGCAAUGCAGCUGUUGAGACAACAGACCAUCUAUUCUUUUGCUGUGUUUUUGCUACUGCUUCUCUUACACAGGUCUUGUGUUGGUUCAGCUGGAAUACAAGGGAGCCAUCCCUUCAAAGUCUCAUGAAGAAGGUGAGGAAGGCUAAAUGUACUAGGUUCAGGAAAAGGGUGCUGGCUGCUGGUUUAGCAGCCCUGGUGUACCUGAUAUGGCAGACCCGAAAUGAGCAUCAGUGGGGGGAAAAAAUCUGGUGUAGAUGA
Messenger RNA from Cannabis sativa, 1140 nucleotides. RefSeq lists its product as uncharacterized. Bases 1 to 1140 code for a protein of 379 amino acids. The transcript has a single exon. The record is from RefSeq and is a predicted model, not a curated record. Lineage: Eukaryota; Viridiplantae; Streptophyta; Magnoliopsida; Rosales; Cannabaceae.